Molecule: messenger RNA, 4452 nt
Organism: Mus pahari (shrew mouse)
Lineage: Eukaryota; Metazoa; Chordata; Mammalia; Rodentia; Muridae
Product: zinc finger protein 431-like
Exons: 4
Coding region: 1-1281 (426 amino acids)
Biological process (GO): regulation of transcription by RNA polymerase II
Molecular function (GO): DNA-binding transcription factor activity; RNA polymerase II cis-regulatory region sequence-specific DNA binding
Source: RefSeq, a predicted model, not a curated record
AUGAGCAGUUUAAUAGCAGAGCUCUGGGCCGAUGCGUAUCUCAAGCAGGAGGAUGCAUUGACCUUUGAGGAUGUGCAUGUACACUUCACUCGGGAGGAGUGGCCCUUGCUGGAUCCAUCUCAGAAGAGACUUUACAAAGAUGUAAUGCUGGAGAUCUACAGCAAUCUCACUACUAUAGGCUACAAAUGGAAAGACCAUAACAUUGAAGAACAUUGUCAAAAUGAUAGAAGAUAUGGAAGGCAGGAAAGAAGCCCUGCUGGAGAGAAACCCUAUGAACAUACACAAUGUGAUAAAGCCGUCACAUAUCACAGUCAUCUUCAAAAGCUUGAAAGAAACCAAACUCGAGAGAAACACUCUGAAGGCUUUCCACAUACUCAAGUGCUUGCAUGUCAGAGUACUGUCCAAAUAAAUAAAAGAACAGAGACUGGAGAGGAGCCCUACAAAUGUAAUGAAUGUGAUAAAGCCUUUUUACAGCUCAAGAAUCUUCGAGUACAUGAAAAAACACAUUCUGGAAAGAAACCCUAUGAAUGUAAUCAAUGUGGUAAAGCCUUUUUAAAUCUCUCCCGUCUUCGAAUACAUGAAAGAACACAUACUGGAGAGAAACCUUACCAAUGUAAUCAAUGUGGUAAAGCCUUUACUCAAAGCAGUCAUCUUCAAAUCCAUAAAGUAGUACAUACUGGAGUGAGACCCUACAUAUGUUAUCAAUGUAAUAACACCUUUUCACACCAGAGUCAUCUCCGAAUACAUGAAAGAAUACAUACUGGAGAAAAACCUUACAUUUGUAAACAGUGUGAUAAAGCCUAUUUCCACUGCAGUAGUCUCCGAAUACAUGAAAGAACACAUACUGGAGAGAAACCUUACAUAUGUAAACACUGUGAUAAAGCAUUUUCACAGUGGUGUUCUCUCCGAAUACAUGAAAGAGCACAUACUGGAGAAAAACCUUACAUUUGUAAGCACUGUGAUAAAGCCUAUUCCGACCAAAGUACUCUCCGAAUACAUGAAAGAACACAUACUGGAGAAAAACCUUACAUUUGUAAACAGUGUGAUAAAGCCUAUUCCUACCGCAGUAGUCUCCGAAUCCAUGAAAGAGCACAUACUGGAGAGAAACCUUACAUAUGUAAACACUGUGAUAAAGCCUAUUCACGGCGGAAUAGUCUCCGAAUACAUGAAAGAACACAUACUGGAGAGAAACCUUACAUAUGUAAACACUGUGAUAAAGCCUAUUCACGUCAGAGUAGUCUCCGAAUACAUGAAAGAACACAUACUGGAGUGAAACCUUAGAAAUGUGAUCAAUGUGGUAAGGCCUUUACACAAAGCAGUCCUCUUCAAACCCAUAAAUUAAUACAUACUGGAGGGAGACUCUAAAUAUGUAAUCAGUGUGAUAAAGCCUAUUCACAUCAGAGUCAUCUUCCAAUACAUGAAAGAACACAUACUGGAGAGAAACCUUUUAAAUGUAAUCAGUGUAGUAAAUAAUUUUUAUCUCACAGUCAUCAUCAAGCUGAUGAAAGAAUUCAUACUGGAUAGAAACCCAGUAAUGUAAUGAAUGUGAUAAAGUCUUUUCACAGCCCAGGUAUCUUCGAAUACAUGAAAGAACACAUACUGGAGACUGGAGAGAAACCUUACAAAUUUAACCAGUGUGAUAAAGCCUUUGCACAAGGCAAUAAUCUCAAAGUACAUACAAGGAUGCAUACUGGAGAGAAACCCUAUGAAUGUAAUCAAUGUGGUAAAGCCUUUGCGUAUGACUAUUCUUUUAGGAUUCAUGAAAGAACAGAUACUGGAGAGAAACAUUACAAACGUAAUCAGUGUGGUAAAGUCUUUGCAGAAAGCAGUCAUCUUCAAACCCGUAUCUUACCACAACCUGGAGAGACUCUACAAAUGUAAUCAGUGUGAUAAAGCCUCUUCACAACAGAGUGGUAUCCGAAUACAUAAAAGGAAACAUUCUGUAGAGAAACCUUAGAAAUGCAAUCAAUGUGAUGAAGCCUAUUCACAACACAAUGGUCUUACCUACAAUAUCACAUACUGGAGAGAAACCCUAUGAAUGUAAGGGAUUUGGUAAAGACUUUGCAUAUUACAAUAAGCUCCAAUAAUAUAAAAACAAUCAUAAUGAAGAAACUAUGAAUGUAACAGUAGGGAGAAGCAUUUGAAAAUCACAGUAGUCUGUAGAAACAAAAGGAAUCAUCUAGGAAAGAAACCCUAUAAAGUUCUUUAACAUGGUAAAGUCUUUGCACAUAUCUGUAGUCUUCAUCAGCAUGGAAAUAUUCAUACAGUAGAGAAACCAUAUGAACAAAAGAAAUGUGGUAAAGCUUUUACUACUCACAGUUAUCUCUUAUUCUAGAAAAAAGGAGAUAUUAGAGAAAGAUCCUACAAGUAUGAUAGAAGAGAUGAAGCCAUUUCACAACACAGUCAUCUCUGACUACAUUAAAGAUAAUGACAAACACUAUGAAUGUAAUAAAUGUAGUAAACCCAUUAUAUAACAUGGUCAACUUUGAAUACAGAAAAACACAUAUUAGACAGGAACCCUAUGAAUAUAAGCAAUAUAGUAAACACAUGAAGCCAUUCAUUCUGGAGAGAAACACUAUUGAAGGUAUUAAAUAUGGUAAAGUCUUUGUCACAGUAGUCUGUAGAUACACAAAAGCCAUAAUCCUGAAGAGUAACCCUCCAAAUAUAGUUGACGUGAUAAACCAUUUUUGCAAGAGUUUUCUUUGAACACACCAAGGAACACAUACUGAAGAGAAAACCUAUGAAUGUAAGCAAUAUUGUAAUGCCUUUUCAUAUUAAGGUGAAUUUCAAAUUUGUAAAAGAAUAUAUUCUCUGGAAAACCCCUCCAAAUGCAGUCCGCAUGAUGAAGCCUUUUUUUUUCCUUUGGUUUUUCGAGACAGGGUUUCUCUGUAUAGCCCUGUCUGUCUUGGAUCUCACUCAGAAAUACGCCUGCCUCUGCCUCCCGAGUGCUGGGUGCUUGAUGAAGCCAUUUUACAUCACAGUCCUGUUCAAAGACAUGCAAAGAUUCAUUCUGGAGAGAAAACUUAUGAAUGUAUUUUAAAUUAUAAAGCCUUGUGUAAUUUCUAUAGCCUUCAUGAUGAUGAAAGUAUUCAUAGAGGAGUGAAACUGAAUGCAAUCAACCCUUUACACAUCACAGUUAUCACCGAAUGCAGAAAACAACACAUGCUGAUGAGAAACCAUACAUAUAUUAUUGUGAAGUCUUUGUACAUUUCUGUAAUCAUUGUCAUGACAGUAUUUAUACCGGAGAGACCUGUGAAUGCAAGCAGUGUGGCAAACAACUCUUAUCACCAAAUGCAGAGAACACAUACUGAAGGGAAAUCUUAUGAAUGGCUUCACUGUGGUAAAGCCUUUGCACAUCACAAUAAUCUCUGAAUACAUAUAAGAACACAUUCUGUAGAAAAGCCCAAUGAAUAAAUGUAAUCAAUGUCAUGAGACAUUUGUGUGUGGCAGUAGUCUUUGAAUAUAUUAAAGAACAGAUACUGGAGAGAAAAUAUAUGACUGGGGAAAUGUGAAAGAACUCAUAAUGUAGAGAAUUUGAAUACAAAGGAUUUGGUAAGAUCAUUACGUUCAGCUACACAAGAUUAUUCUGGAGAAAAAUAAUCUGACAAAUGUCAACCAUCUACUCAAUCACAAUGUUCCUUUUUAUUUUACAUGUACCUGCAAACUCAUCUGGACAAAACUAUGGAUUUAAAUGAUAAGCUAAAAACUCCUUUAGAUGUUGCACUUCUUUAAUUUCACACACACACACACAAACUUUCUGGUAUAAAAUUGCUGGGUGUGUAUUAUUGACUUUUGUGUAUCUAGGAUAAAACAAUGUCAACUUAUAAAGCAGUUUAAUUUGGCUUAUGGUUCCACACCACCAAAGUGUCAUUAAAAUCAGUUGUGAGACAUGGCAGCUAAAGUAGGAAGCUCAGAUAUCACAUCUUCAACCUGUAGCAGGUAGCAAGGAGUGGGAACUAGAAGUGUCAUAUAGAUAAAAACUCUUAAAGCCCAUCUCCACUGAUAUUUUUCCUCCACCAGGGCAGCAUUUGUUCAAUCUUUCCAAAUGAUACAAUCAACUUAGAAGGCUUGAUUUCUCUGAUUGCAAACAUACCUCUGUAUGUAUUUAUAGCCCUGUAAAUAUUUGAAAGUGUUUAUGUAUUAUGUUGACAUCAGGUAAUGAGAAAACAUUCAUACAUGAGAGAAAUCCUAUUCCCACAAACAAUUUGGUAAAAAUUUUGACAUCACAUUCAAUCACCAUAAAAAAUAUUGCUACACCUGUUUUUCUUAAUAGCCUUUGAAGCAAGUAAAUAAUUCACCAUGUUCAUGUAAGUCUGUUGGUUCAUAUAUCCUCCUGUGGUUUAUAUUUUGAGAGUUUUGAACUUGGUGUUGAAGUGUGCUGUAUGUGUAACAAAUGCCUUUAUUAAAAUGUAUUUGAUAAUUCCUAUAAUGCUUCUGUGGCUACAGAAUCUU